AUGCAAAACCCAAAUAUAGUCCUGUACGCCCCUCACACCGCCAAACUCGAAGAUAGACCUAUCCCGACACUUUCUUCGCCUCACGAUGUCGUUAUUAGGAUAAAUUAUGUUGGUGUUUGUGGUAGUGAUGUCCACUUCUGGCACCACGCCUCCCUGGGCCCCCCCAUCAACCCCCUCACAGGCAUAACAAUGGGCCACGAAGCCUCGGGCACCAUCCACUCCGUCGGCCCCGGCGUAACCCGCGUCGCACCGGGCGACCGCGUUGCCCUCGAACCCGGUGCCCCCUGUCGCCUGUGCCUCGCUUGCAAGUCCGGGUCCUAUAAUUUGUGUCGCAAGAUGCGGUUUGCGGCGGCGCCGGGGGAGGAGACGGAUACGCAGGGGACGCUGUGUAAAUUCUACGUGUUGCCUGAGGAUUUGGUGUACAAGGUUCCUGAGGGGUUAGGGCUGGAUGAGGCGGUGUUGGUGGAGCCGUUGGCGGUUGGGGUGCAUAGUGUUAGGUUGGGCGAUGUGAGGGCUGGAGAGACGGUGGUGGUGAUGGGGGGUGGUACCGUCGGGUUGCUUUGUGCGGCUGUUGCGAAGCAAUUUGGUGCGAUGCGGGUUAUUGUUGUGGAUGUUGUGGAGAGGAAGUUGGAGUUUGCGAGGGGGUAUUUGGGGUGUGAGACGUUUCUUGCAAAGGGGGAGGAGAGCGCGGAGGAGAGUAAGGAGAGGUUGUUCAAGACGUUUGGGUUGGGGGAGGAGAGCGUGGAUACGGUUAUUGAGGUUUCGGGUGCCGCGAAGAGUAUUGAGUCGGGAAUUUUGGUGCUGAAGCCGGGAGGAAAGUUUGUGCAGACGGGGUUGGGAAAGGCGAAGGUGGAGUUUCCGAUUGUGGUGAUGUCGCAGAAGGAACUGAUGGUUAGGGGUUGUUUUCGGUAUGGGCCUGGUGACUAUGACUUGGCGAUUCAGCUAUUGGAAAAGAGGCUGGUCGAUGUAAAGCCACUUAUCAGUUCGGUGACUCCGUUUGAGCAGGCGACGGAAGCGUGGGAGAAGACGUCAAGGGGUGAAGGCAUCAAGAACCUCAUCCAAGGUGUGGUUUAG
Molecule: messenger RNA, 1074 nt
Organism: Bipolaris oryzae ATCC 44560
Lineage: Eukaryota; Fungi; Ascomycota; Dothideomycetes; Pleosporales; Pleosporaceae
Exons: 2
Coding region: 1-1074 (357 amino acids)
Biological process (GO): D-sorbitol catabolic process
Molecular function (GO): L-iditol 2-dehydrogenase (NAD+) activity; zinc ion binding
Source: RefSeq, a predicted model, not a curated record